This is a messenger RNA of Mya arenaria, 7850 nucleotides long. Its product is annotated as FHF complex subunit HOOK interacting protein 1B-like. Lineage: Eukaryota; Metazoa; Mollusca; Bivalvia; Myida; Myidae. Bases 154 to 3537 code for a protein of 1127 amino acids. The transcript has 13 exons. The record is from RefSeq and is a predicted model, not a curated record.
UGACCACACCGAAUCGACCUUGAACUUGUCAGCACAAUUUGACAGCAAAACAGUUUUCGGAAGUAUUUUUCGAUAUCAUGCUAUAUUGGAUGCCUUUUUCUCAUUAACGACCAUGUAGAAUUCUGUCAGCUGUAAUCAACUGCUGUUGACAAUAUGAGUUGGUUCAACAAGAUAAGGAGUGAUUCCCGUACGUCAUCCGAUGUAGGAAGUGAAGGGUCUGCUGAACGCAGAUCGCGACGAGACACAGACCCAGGGACAUGUCUUGAAGUUUUCCAAAACCACUGGCAUCAGGCUUACAAAAUCAUUGAGCGAGAUGUUGAAAAUGCUGAAAAAUCAACUGAUGAUGAGAUUAAUGCAGUGAGUCACAAUUUCGAACAGAUGGUGACUUUACUUGCAGAAGAAGAUGGUGAGGAUGGACAAGGAAUGCCUGGGCCUAUUCUGCAUUUUCUUCUUGAACAAGAAAUACUGGAGAAAUUUUGUGGAUGGUGCCAUAGAUACCAUACUGCCAGAGACAACCUUGUAAAUGAAGAGUUACGCAUGUUUGAAACUCUGAUUAGCCAGUCACACCAACUUCUUUUAAUCCAUAAGCCAGUCAUUAGACCAUUAUUAAAUCUACUUGCAUAUUGCUCGGAUGGUUACACCACACCAGGAGUAGAAGAAAACAUGGUACUGGUUCUGCAUCAGUUAUGUGUUUGUAUUUCAAAAGAGAGAGUCAUUCUAGAAAGCUUCUUCAACAUGAAUGCAGACCAUGGGGCGGCAAAGUUCUUGAUAUUUUCCUUGUUGAUUCCCUUCAUACACAGGGAAGGCAAGGUUGGACAGCAAGCCAGGGAUGCCCUUCUGUUGAUUAUGACAUUGUCAGCUAAAUACCCAUACAUUGGCCAAUACAUUGCAGACAACUCUGAUUUUUGCCCAGUGUUGGCGACAGGUCUAAGCGGUUUGUACUCUGAUCUGCCCCGUAAGAUAGUGAUCCCCAGGGAGGACUGGUGUCAGAUGACAGACGAGGAUGUCCAGAGGAUGCCAACGAUGGCCAUGUUCCUAAACUCUCUAGAGUUCUGUAAUGCUGUUGCACAGAUCGCCCACCCGCUCGUCCGAGACCAGCUCAUCAAGUUCAUAUACAACGGUUUCCUAGUGCCUGUUCUUGGUCCUGCCCUUCAUCAGGACAUUUCGGGGUUACCUACCCCGCUUCUUGAUUCACCUAUGUUUUCGAAUUCCCGUGAGGAAGUGAUUACUGCCACAGCGUACCUUGACCUGUUUCUACGGAAGAUCUCAGAGCCAAGUCUCGUGCGUGCCUUCCUGGCGUUUAUCUUUACGGAGAGAAACGAUGAGAUUGUCAUUCUCGACUCACUCGUCACACGCAUCAACAGCAGCUCCAAGUUGUGCCUGGUUUCCCUGUCACUGUUUCAUACGCUGGUGGACCUGAACUGUGAGGAUGUCAUGUUUGACCUUGUCUUCAAGUACCUGAUUCCGUGCCGGCACGUUAUGGUGAGUCAGCGUCGUGCGGUGAAGGACCAGGAUAUCUACUGUAAGAGUGCAGAGAAGUUUCUCUCGUUAAGGCCCACCUGCUGCCUCCCCGAGAUAGACAGUCCUAAACACAGUGUGGGUGACAUGCCUACUAACAUGCCCAAAGCACCUAGCAAGCCCAGUAGAAAACUGUUCAGGUCAAAACGGGACAAGACACUAACACAAAACCAUGUCAGUGACCCUUCUCAGGACAAAGUCAACACUGCCUUUCCACCCGGUACAUUUGGAAGCAAGCUAGAGGAUUUUGAGACCAGUUAUCUGGAAUACUUGGCCGAUGCCCACCUUCGUGUUCUGAAGUGUUCCCAGGCUUGCCACUCAUGGCAAUAUCCGUACGAUGGUGACAACCCACCAUUCACCAGUUUUGAUGUUGACCCCAGUAACCAGUCUAUAGAACUGUCUAAAGAUUUCACUGAUUCUGUUUCUAACAAGACAGAUGAGAGCAAGUUCGCAUCAACUGAUGCAGAAAAUGUCGGUAGUUUAGAAAGAACCGAUGGGGUAGAAAAUAACUCUAAUGUUGUUCCCAGAAGCUGUGAUAAUAGUGAUUUUAGCAUAGUGGAUAGUGCAAUAGUUAAAACUGAUAUUGGAGAUGAUGAUAUUAGCUUAACAUAUGAAAGGGCCAGUAAGAGAGGACGAUUCACUUCUGAUGAAGACUUCAUUACAAUGCUUGAAGAAAGUGCUAUCCCUCAAGACAAGUCGGCAAAUGUUGAAGAUAGCUUGAAAAACUUAGAGUCAGUUUUAACUACUGUUUCACAAACAAUGUCUAUCUCUUGUACAUCAACACCAAGAAAGGAUCGCAGUUUAGAUGGAGAAUCGAUGGUGCUAGGUGCUGAAGGUGAGAUGAGCUCUGUGUAUUUCGAUUGUGAGACCUCCCAUGCAGACGACAGCGCGGCGUUCAAAUCCAUUGACGACACUUCAUUUGAUGUCAUUGAUGAUCCCACUAGACAAAAAACUACAAACGCUACAGAAUUUGAAAUUGUUGAUACUCAGAUUACCCAAAGUUCAAAUAAAACAAAAGCAGAACAAAGUAGUAAGCCCAGUGAUAUCACUUCAUUUAUUGACAUAUCUUCUGCUGGCCAGAAUUCUGACACAGAAAAGUUGAAUUCAGACACAGACUCUAUGGAAGUCAGCGUACACCAUUUUGGAACAGAAAUACCAAAAUCUUUGCAACCAGUUAGUGGCAUAUUGGUUACCAAGGCGACAGAAGAAGAAAAAGUUGAUGGUCAGACAGGAACUAAGGGAGACAAGUCUGUCAGAUUUUCAGAGACUACUCAGGUGCAGACAAUAGGCUCUGCAAAGUUGUCAUUCAGCAUCGGCCUAAAUCCAUCAGUGAGAGGUGUAGGAACACCAAACAUUGGGCCAUUCCUGACAGCUGUGCUUCUCAAGUUGGAGAGUAUGAUGCAGAACACCCUGCCGGUGAACCUGAUGUUGACGGGUCUCAUCUCUCGUUUGGCUGUGUACAGUCAGCCACUGCUACGAUCCUUUCUCCUUAACCACAAUCUUGUGUUCCAGCCUACCGUCAAGUCACUUGUACAGGUGUUGACGUCAAUACGCCAGAGAGUUGACCACUACUCCUAUACCAUACAGAACUUUGAGGCUCUGUUGUUGCGAGCCCGAAGGACGCUUGCCCAUCGAGAGGGGAACUUCCCAGAGAGAGCCCACUCUCAAACCCCAAGCCCAGAACUCAACACGAAAUUACGGGCUUCUACUGCCGCUGAAAUGCCAUCAAAAGAAAAAAGACACCGCACUCUGACUGAGCUCCUGUUCCGUCGUAAUACACGGGACAAGAAGUCGUUACCCAGCCCAAAUGGAAAUGGGAACAAACUGGAGUUAUUAACAGGCAACCGAGGCAUGCGUUACAUCCACAGACGACCAGACGAAAAUCCCGCCAGCUACGGGGAGUCAUUGAAGACGAGGAACGCAGUUUAUUGCGCCAUCGUGCUUGAAGAGUUUGUGAAAGAGCUGGCUUCUCUAACCCAGGAACACUCAAUACUGUUACAUGAGGAUGAGGAGUUGUGACAUGCUGGGCUAGGAAGGCAGAAAAAUGUAUCAUUUAUCAAUAUUUGCUAAAUUCAAAGAACACUUUGUACUUUAUAUUAGAUUGCUAUAAGGGCCUGCCUGUUUUGGGUUAUUUAUUCAUGGUUUUAAAGAGAAUGGAUUGGAGUAGCCAAUCACUUGAUACUUCUUACAUAUUACCAACUUUUAAUGGCAUAAGCGAUUGUUAAGUAACGACUGAUUAAUUUCUAAAUAAUAUUAUUAUAUGAAUAAAACUUCAUUGCUCCUUUUUUAAAAAUUAUUAAUUUCAUUUAUUUAAAAUAAUUAAGUUUUAAAAAAAAUCUGGAAAAUUGGCAAUAUUUUUUAGUAUUUGCUUUUUUAGGUUAUUUUUAGUUAGUUUAUAGCUUCGUGAAGAGUUCCUCACAUGUACCUAAAUAUGGCUAUUUCAAGAGACAAGGUUAUAUUUUAUGUUGUUAUUGUAUUUUAAUAAAUUACCUCAUGCUUAUUUAUAAGAGCACUGCUUUACACUUCCGUUCAUAUGUUUUACUGCAAUUGAAAGUUUAUAUAUUUUAAUGCUAUCUACAGUUUGUAUCUUCAUUUUGACAUUCAUUUUAGGCUUUUAGCCAAGGAUGAAAUUAAGCUGAAAUUGGGCUUUGCUUUAAGUAACUUUAAGUACCUGUCUAUGUUUUAUCUUUCUAAAAUCUUACUUUAAAAACAUGAUAAAUUCUAGUUAUUUUGUCAUACUUUAUAAUUAUGAAAAUUUAUAGGUUUAUUUAAAGCCCCUUGUUAAGCAGAAAAUGGAAAUAUUGACAUCCUGUUCUUAUUUGGAAGUACUCUAUGUUUCAUUUAUUUGCAAUAAGAAAUGUACGAGUAACAUUUUUUUGAUUUUACAUUUUAUUCAUUUAAGUUAGCAGUAAGUAUUCAGAUGACAUGGACUUAUAUAAUGGUAAGCAGCCUAGCUCUUCAAACAAAACAUGGAUUUGUAUCUCGAGUUGCUUAAGUUCUGGACCAAGUUUCAAUAAAACAUCUUAGGCUUCUUAGCUGUAAAUCUUACCCUGCGUAAGAGUGCUCAGGUAUGCCUGUAAUGUUAUGGGCAGAAUCAAUGCCAUAAAUAACAUUCAAGAAAUCGGACUACACGCUAUAAAUGUCCUUAAGAUAUUUUUUAUUGAAAGGCAGUUUACAUAAAAAACGUUGUUACGCAUGUAGAUUUACGUACUUAAGUUUUACAAUCUUUAUUGAAAUGAGGGGCUGUGAAAUUUUGGGCAUUUUAUGUUUUAACCAUACCAUAAAACUUGUGAGUGCUUUGUUUCAACAAAGAUUAACAAAUAUUUUAUUUUCCAAUUUUAAGUCUGUUGAAUAAACAUCAAAGGGUUCUUUAUAAUUCUGUUUGAACUGAUAAUAUGUACUUGUUGCACUGCCUUUGGUAAUUGCAUACUGUGGCCAAUAGUCAUUAAAUGUACAGUGUGUAUUUUAUGUCGUUCAUUUAGUUCUGAUAGUUUUUAGACAUUUAUGAGCAAAAUGCCUUACUUAUAUAUAUUCAAUAACUAUUUUAAAUGCUUUAUACGUUAUCUUAGGUUAUUUUGUUUCGCUUGACAUUCGCUUGACAUUACUGUUUACAUUUCAGCUUAUGAUUUUAAAUUGAUAUUCAUAUUAUGGGCACAUGUUUUUAGCAAUGAAAUGAGUUGAAAUUUGAUUCUUCAAAUAUUUGUCACAAUGAUGUGGUGUAAGAAAGAAACGAGGGCUCUUCUUCAUAUAACACAAUGAUUUACCCUCUUUCAUAAAAGUAUUGUUUUUCCUAUGAAUGUUAAAAUAAUUUGGCUGCUCAAUAUAUAUCAAUAUCUCUAAAAUCCAUUACAGGGAAAUUAACAUAUAAUUUUAUGAAUUAUUUGACAUUUAUUAUGGUAGGUUUUUAUCAGGUUUUUUGGUACUAACAUUUUAUACCCCCUUAAAGAUUAUCUGUGACAUUAUUCAUAAUACAACUUAAGUACUUUUUUUUAUCUUAAAACAAAUUCCUAUGUUUUUCAUACUCAAUUUUUAAAAGAAUUGCAAGCAUGUUUUUUUUCGUUGUUUAUUUCAUAAAACUAAUGAGAAUUAAGUAUUUUAGAUAUUGUUAAGUUUUUAUACCAUAUGACCAGCGAGAUUCUUAACUUAAGAAAAAACUACUUAAGAUGUUUUAUGAAUACCUGCCUUGGGGGGCUAUAUAGGAAUUGUGUUUGUCCCAUUGUAACCCUGGAAACCUCAUAGGAAUGUUGGUCAGCAAGGGUUGUUGUGUUCCUGCAAUUUGUUUGAUAUGUCAAUCUGUUGAACAAUAGUUAUGGACAUUGAAAGAUGGUUAAACAUGGUCUGCAAAUUAUUGUGUUGCAUUUAACUCCAAAAAUAUUGCACCUACAGUCAUGAAACUUCAUAGAAAUGUUGGCCAGCACGGGCAGUUGUGAACAUGCAUUUUGUUUGACAUUUCACUUUUCUCUUGAAGAAGUAAAAAUGGUCGGAAAAUAUUGUGCCGCAUAAAGCCCAAAAAGUAUUACAAACCUACUUUCAUGAAACUUCAUAGAAAUGUUGGUCAGCACGGGCAGUUGUGAACAUGCAUUUUGUUUGACAUUUCACUUGGCCAUUGAAGUUGGUCUGCAAAAUAUUUUAUCACAUAAAUUGUAUUUGAUCAAUGCUCUUGAAACUUCAAAGGAAUGUUGGUCAGUUUUAUAAUGCACAUGCCCGUGCUUUUAAUUCCAAAAUAUGACAACCAUCCCUGUGUCCAGGUGGUGUCUGGGAAGAAUGUGUCUUGGGUAUUCAUCGCUUCAGGGACAGCUUUAGUUUUCAUUUUUUUGUUAUACAGCCUAUGUUUAUUUGAUUUCUUGCCAGUAAUGCAUUGUUGCCUUAAGCUCAGGUUUAAAUCUUAAAACUAUGGUUCUGCUUGAAACAGUUUGCCCUAUCUAUCUUUGAUGUUCUCAAGACAUUAGGCCGAUUGUUCAGAACGUUGUGCAAGUUAACGUUGUUAAUGUCUUCGUUGUUAACUUUCAAACAUGUGGUGUUCUGAAAGAUUAAUGGAUAUACUUGUAAUGUGCAGUAUGUGAGACAACUCUUAAAGCUGUACUUCUUUUAUUUAGAUCUAUUAGCACAUUAUCAAGUAUUUCAAAUUUAAAAUUGUGAACUUUAACAAUGUUCUGAGCUAUUGCCAGAUUGUUCUUAUUGCAAUUGGUAGAAAAAAUUUAAUGUUGCUUUGAAAGUAAAUUUACAAGUUUUGAUGUGCACAAUGAAGUAUUGUGAAAGUCCCUAUGAAUAAAUGAAAUAACCAUACAUAUCACUUGCACUGAUUUAUGCACAUAACUGGCAGCAAAUGUCGCAGCCCUGCACUGAAUGUAUUAAAUAUAUUACUUAUAUUACUAUAUGUCAUUACUCAUUAAGCUUGUAAGAAACCCCAUUUUGAACUAGGAAAAAAGUAAAAAAACAUUUUGACACUUUUUAUGUUGUCUAUUUUAAUCAUGUUCUAUUGAAAAUGUAGGCAAGUCGUGCAAUUUGUAUAAAUUUAUUUGUAGUAUUUUAGAUUGUUUUUCAGUGUUUCAGGCACACAUUUUUCCAUUUAUGGACUUGAAUGUUACUGCCAUGUUUGUCUUAAAUCAGCUUUUAUUAAGGCUGUUUCGCAUUUCUUCCCCCAAUUUGUUUUACAUUCUUUGUUUUAUUUUAAUUAAUUACACCUUCAAACAUCAUGAUGAUGACUAAAAUCAACAUUAUUAAAAAUAUUUCCAAAUGUUACAUAUUUCAAAGUUUAAUCAUAUCUUUUAAAGGUUGUGUGGUCCCUGUUUGUGCUUCCAAACUCUUAAGAUAGUGCAACCCCUUUACGCCAGCGAUGGACUUAAUUGGGUUGCGCUACCUUCAACUCAUUGCUUAAUAAAUGAAGUUCGGGGGCAGUAUUCAUAAAGCAUCUCAAGUUAUUUCCUUACUUAAGUCACUUUCUUAUUUGGGUAUCUAUUUAGUCAUAUGAAAUAAAAACUUAAAAAAUUCAAAAAUACAUUCUUUUCAUUGACCUUAUUCAAACAAAAUACUUAAAUGUUAAAAACACUUAUACAUUUCUUUUAAUUUGACUAUGAAAAUAUUAAUAAGUCGAAAUUAAGUUAGAAAAUUACUUAAGAUGCUUUAUGAAUACAUCCCCGGAUCUAUUCACGGAUCUAUUCAUGGAUCUAUUCACGAUACAUGCAUGUUUCUGGCGUCAUGUAUUUUGUCCCACGUUCCGGCUUAACGAGCUUUGUUUUAUGUAGACUUGUUACAUAUCAUCUUUACUAGUUAUUGUAUAUGCGUUUGUAUCCCUAGUCAAACACUAUAAGCCGCAAUAAACUUUCCACUAA